AUGGACGAGCAAUUGACACAAUCUACAGAGGUGAACUCACACAGAAAAGGCGAGUGUAGUGACAACAACGAUUCGCAAUACGAUGGUGUAAAUGAGAAGACUGGUAUGGACCCUGAUAAGAGUAUGCCCGGCAACAUUGGCACACACAUUGAAGGUAGCAUGAGUUUGGCAGAUCAAAGAGAAACAUUGUCUAAGAUGCACGAUGUGUCUCAAAUGCAUGCUAAAGAAGGCGAUAAGUUAUAUGUGAUACCUUCCUCGUGGUUCGACAAAUUCUUGAAUCCUGAUAUCAAGGAAGAGGCCGCAUUGGGCCCCAUUAACACCAGCUCUAUUUGUCGCGAUUAUGACAAUUUUAUACUGGCAGAUUACAACUCUAAUCCGUACCUAUCAGUCCCACAAGACAUCUAUGAGAAGCUAAUGGAAUGGUACGGGCUUGCGCCCGGCUCCAAGACCUUAGAAACGGUAUUAAUAAAAGAUGAACAGGAUCAACUUGUCCCUGAAUAUGAUCGGUGCUACGUUAGAAUUCAUCUGCUCAAGAAUUGGACUGGUGCACAGCAGCAAAGGGUAACACCAGGUGCCAGAAAACCCUUAUUCUUCACAAUCUCCAAGUUGGGCACCCUGAAAAUGGUGAUGCAAAAGUGUCUCGAAAUAGUGGGAGACCACGAACCCGAUCUUGACCUGAGAAUGAAUCAGUUUAGAAUGUGGCAGGUGGAAGGUCCACAAAAUUUUGGCCAGAGUUCUUUGUCAUCGCUUCCCUAUGCCGUAGACGCUAUGACGUUUGCCAAAUUGCCCGUAAAACACAGGCUACGCCCAGAAUCCUUCGAAAAAAUCGUGAAGGAUCUAGAAACCUCAGUUUUAGACCUAGUCGCUGAGUAUAAGAGUUCCCGUUCAGGCGCCCACUGGCCCUCAAGUCAUUUCUACUACAAUAAGCUACAGCCUCCAAAGGGUACGGUAGGUCUAUCGAACCUUGGCAAUAGCUGCUAUAUGAACUCCGCGCUCCAAUGUCUCGUUCAUAUUCCAGAAUUGAAGGAUUAUUUUCUCUACGGUAAUGUGGAGCGUGAAAUCAACACCAGCAAUCCACUAGGUUACAGUGGACACAUAGCCCGAAACUUUGCAUCGCUUAUAAAGUCUCUGUUCGAUGAACAAUCCCCUACUAUUUUAUCGUUCUCACCGAGAACUUUCAAAUCGACACUCGGCCUGCACAAUCCCAUGUUUGCGGGCUACUUGCAACAGGAUUCACAAGAGUUUUUGGCAUUUCUGCUAGAUGGUUUACACGAAGAUCUAAACAGAAUUGUUGAUAAACCCUUUGUCGAGAAACCUGAGCUUUCGGCAGAUGACGACGUCAAUGACUCAAGAAUAAUCAGUGCUCUGGCCAAGGAGACAAAAGAGAAGCACAAAUUGCGGAAUGAUUCUGUCAUAAAUGACCUGUUCACCGGCUUGUACAAAUCUACACUAACCUGCCCUGUCUGCAAUAAAGUUUCUGUCACGUUUGAUCCUUUUAGUGACUUGACUUUGCCCCUUCCCGUCGAUAGUUUUUGGAACACCAAAGUUCUGAUAUUUCCACAAAACUCACCCCCUUGCAUACUUGAAGUUGAGCUUUCGAAAGGCUCUACUUAUCAGGACCUCAAAUGCUAUGUUGCAAAAGCUGCUAAUAUGAAUUCCGAAAGUUUAAUCGGAGCUGAGGUGUUCAACCAUGCCUUCUACAAUAACUAUGAAUCUGCAACCUCAAACUCAAACUAUCUUCCGAUUAACGACUUGGCCUCGGAAGGUGACACAAUUGUCUUUUACGAGAUUCCUCGUCAUGAAAAUGUGACAAUAUUUCCAGUUCUGAAUACCAAAAUUGAGAAAGGUUUUCGUAGCCCCAGAAUGUUUGGCUAUCCUUUUUUCGUCGCCUUGGAUAAAGACGAUCUAGACUGCUAUGGCUCAAUCAGAGAUCAAUUAGAGAAACAUUAUGCAAAUUUAAGCGGUGAUUUUGCUAGCUUUUCAAAGCUAGCCCAGUCGAGGGGCUCUGUUGAGUGUCCAUCGGAGCUCCUGAAGAAAAAGUAUCCAAACGUGGAUUUUUCACAUUAUAAAAAGGAUUUUGAAAACACUUCUUUUGACCAUCCCAUGGAUCAUUUGUUCUCAAUUAAAAUCUUAAACGGCCGGAGCGGUAUGAUUCAGCCGCCCUCCAGCGUUGUUGAGCCUUCAGAGAUAUGGGUGCCAGAUCCCCGCGUCGAUUUGAACGCCACGACCGAAAUAACGACACUUAUGAAUAAUUUAACGAAGGACAUCUACGACCAUCCAAAUUUGAUGAAUCAGAAGGAUGAGAUUGAGGAAUACUUCAUGUUGAUGAAUCAAGACCAAGUUUCCGAUAAAAUUGAUUCUAGUCCCUCUCAUAUGGACGUGGACACUGAAAAUGGUGCCAUUGAAAAUACUCAGUCAUGUGCAGAUCUUCCACUGGGUGCUACUGGGGAAGAUAGUGCAUGCAACAAGCUCGAUUCUGUGCGGCCAAUAUUGAUUGAUCACGGCCAAGCAAUAAUUUGUCAAUGGGACAAUGAUGCCGCGUUUACAGUAUUCUCGAAUGAAUUCGAGUUCUCGUGGGACAGACCUGCUGAGCUCCGAAACUCUGAGUUAGAAGCCGUCAAAGAUCAAAGAAAUAAACAAACUCAAAAGAUAAUUACGAUCGAGGACUGCUUGGACCUCUUUUCAAAACCCGAGAUCCUAGGAACUGCCGACUCCUGGUUUUGCCCUAGCUGUAGAGAACACAGACAAGCUACCAAGCAAAUUCAACUUUGGGAUACACCUCAAGUUCUCAUUAUGCAUUUGAAAAGGUUUGAAAAUCGCCACUCAUUUAGUGACAAGAUCACUGAUGUGAUUACGUUUCCAAUUUCGGGUCUCGACAUGUCAGGUCACUUGGCCUGCAAAAAGGAUAAUGGACAAGACGUCUAUGACCUAGUAGCGGUUGACAAUCAUUACGGUGGUCUUGGCGGUGGUCACUAUACCGCGUAUGCAAAGAACUCCGAGGAUAACAAAUGGUAUUACUUCGAUGACUCGCGCGUCACAGAGACCGAUCCCGAGCGCUCGGUUUCAGAAGCGGCCUAUCUACUUUUUUACCGCCGCCGUGUUCAGAGUUCGACGACGGAGACUGCAAAAUUGCAGGAGCAACUCGAGUUUUGGCGCAACGAGCACAAGCUUACGACUCAGAAAUUUAACGACCAGCAAGUAGAGUUCUAUCAGGAAAAUCCAUCUGAUUCUGGCGAGGAAGAGCAGGAGGCGGAGGACACCGCUGAUGUGCAGAAAGCGGGAGCGUGUACGGGUAUCACUCAUAGCGUCGCCAGCCUGGAAGUUGGCAACUCACCUUUGGAUUCUUCUCCAGAAGAGAACGACAGAAGGAGAAAGUUAAGGUUAUUGCACAAAAACUAUAGAAGUGCUUUACCUAAUUCCUACGACCUCAGCUCCUCCGCGACGAGCUCCGAUAUUUCAGAUGCCGGAGAAGGUCUACUGGUUCAAUCCGACGAACCCUCGUCGCCGAAUUUGUAG
Messenger RNA from Lachancea meyersii CBS 8951, 3516 nucleotides. The record is from the annotation of a GenBank genome assembly. NCBI's taxonomy places the organism in Eukaryota, Fungi, Ascomycota, Saccharomycetes, Saccharomycetales, Saccharomycetaceae.